GGGUUUGGGGCUGCGAGCGCCGAAAUGUCUUCGGCUGUGACGAAGACGACGGGUUCUGUAUCUUCCACGCAGCCCGGCACGCCGAACGCACGGCAGUGCACCUUUCAGUAGCAGUCCGGGAGUCGAUCGGUGCGGAACACAUCGCAGCAGCGAUUUGUGGAUCGCGUGAACUUCACACACGCGGCCAGUGGCUACGGCCAACACACAGCUACAGCCUCCAGUGGCACACACAGUGACACCCACCCCGCGGUGGGACGGACAGUUUGUGGAAGGCUUUCUCCCACAGCUAGUGCUAAAUGAACUCGUCCCCCGUCCCGAGUUUUGGAACUGUUUGGGUAGGUGGGAUCGCACAGGUCGUGCAGGUGCAAAGACUUUGGGUGUAAGGGGAAUGGUUUUAGCGGCUUCACGGGAAGCCAGCGACACAGUGAGGCGACAGCUCUGGGAGGGCUGAGUGUGACAGACCCUUUUGGUGUAGUGCAGAGUGAAAUAUAGCGUGACUAUCCGUGGCAGUGAUUCCAAGUGCGGAAGAAGAGCGUCCAAUGGUGAUGGUCUUAAGAAUGUUUGGGAAAAAAACAACUGUUCAAACUACAAUAAUAUAAGACAAACAAUAAGAAGGCAAACAAAAACAAAACACUGACACAGGCUUACGAGUGGCGUCAAAGUCAGCAAAACACACAUACACACGCACACAAUAACGGCUUACGGUUGGAGUGAAAAGUGUGAACUCGAGUGGUGCAAUAAUAACGGCGAAGAGGAUGGCACGACGGCAGCAAACCAUCGAUGAAAUAUUUCAUAACUCAUAAGAGCGACGCCACACUGCACUAAGCAACUCUCGCGCGAGCGCGCGCGUCCCACAACUGUCAGCGUCAGCCGCCAGAACCGUCCUCGUCCAGUGACUGCCAUAUUUGCAAGAUUCGGUAGAGGAACCGAUCAGUGCGAGUGCUCACGGUGGGUGCGCGGGUACGCGCGGGAGUGCUGCCAGCGAGUGAAACAACACCGUUCGGCGACACAACAACAACAGCAGCAGCAGCCGACUCCCAGCAAGGUGCCAAAAAAAACGGGUGGCCGGCGUGGUACUGGGAUACUGUUGGCGGGGUGAGAACACGAAAAGUGCUUCCGUGUCGGAAUUCCUUCCGAUUUGUCAGCGGUUUUUGUUGCGCUGCUGUGUUCGAUUGCUACCGCACCCACCCCCCCCCCCCCCACCCCGCACAUACACCCUCAACCCACCCACACAGCAGCGGAAGCAGAAGAAGAAGUCCACUCUCCGGGCCGUUCGCCAGCCACAACCCUUAGCAGUGUGGGAAGGGUGUGUGUGCGCGCGUGAGUGAGUAAGUGUGCGUGUGUGUGUGUAUGCUGCUGCCAGCGCUGCUGCUACUGCCGCCGCCGUUGCCGUUGCUAGACUCGUUUGAAUGGCUUACGGGGCGAGUACGGCGAGCGUGAACCAACUGCUGCUGCUGCUGCUGCCACGACCACAAAAUGGCUAGAUUCUACCAGACGGCUACAUUCGGCAAACUGUUUCACAAUUGGAUCGAAGGGGAAAGACGCCAUGACGCCAGCAGCAGCAGCAGUCGCAGCCGCCGCCACAUCGCAGUAGCUGCUCCCGCAUCAGCAACCCGCAACCGCACCCGAGCCCGCCGAACGCCCACAGGCCGUGUUGUCCAUCGGCGCGUCGUAGUCGCCACCGCCGUCACCGUCAGUCGUUGUGUCCACGUCACCAGCCGCCGGAACGGCCCGGACCGGAGCCAUGAACGAGUCGGAGUGUGCCAGCCUGCUCGCGUCCGUACAGUGGACGGAUCCGACCAAUCUGGUCUCGCUGGCGGUGCUCGCCUUCAUCAACGUGCUCGUCAUCGUCGGCAACUGUCUGGUGAUUGCGGCCGUGCUCUGCUCGCACAAGCUGCGCAGUGUUACCAAUUUUUUCAUCGUUAGUCUAGCUGUUGCUGAUUUAUUAGUCGGAUUAGCUGUAUUGCCAUUUUCGGCUACCUGGGAGGUGUUUAAGGUUUGGAUAUUCGGUGACGUCUGGUGCCGCAUCUGGCUGGCGGUCGACGUCUGGAUGUGCACGGCCUCGAUCCUGAACCUGUGCGCCAUCUCGCUGGACCGGUACGUUGCCGUCACCCGGCCAGUCACCUAUCCGAGCAUAAUGUCGACCAGGCGGGCCAAGUCGCUCAUCGCCGGGCUGUGGGUGUUGUCCUUCGUGAUCUGCUUUCCGCCGCUGGUCGGGUGGAAGGAACAGAAAGUGAAAGAGAACGUUUAUUAUCAAUACGGAAACUACACACUGGUGUCGGUGACACCGUCCCCCGCGCCUCCCCUUCCCUGUCCCUGGACGUGCGAGCUGACGAACGACGCCGGGUACGUCGUCUACUCAGCCCUCGGCUCCUUCUACAUUCCCAUGUUCGUGAUGCUGUUCUUCUACUGGCGGAUCUACCGGGCGGCCGUCCGGACGACGCGCGCCAUCAAUCAGGGCUUUCGCACCACCAAAGGUGGCAAGAACAAUCUCGACGACAGUCUGACGCUGCGGAUGCAUCGCGGCAAAGGUGUCGCCUCGCUGAUGGAGUCGACGAUACGGGCCCAGAACGCGGUCCGGAUGUCGCUGGAGGGGUCGGGCCGGGGAGCACCGCCGCCACCAUCGUCUCACCCGACGCAGCAAUCGUUGCCGCCGCCACCGGCAACGCCGACGCCGCCCGACGCACAGAACGGUGGCACCAGUACGGACGGUGGCAGCAGCGGCACCUCGCCGAAUCCUCAAAUCUCGAUCUCACGUGCCUCGAGCGGCAGCGUGGUCGUGUUGCCCUGUCCCCGGCCGACCACGACCACGACCACGACCGCGACCGGCCUGCAGAUAUCGCUGCACAAUCACCACCAUCACCAUCACCACCAUCAUCAUCACCACAGCUACCAUGGGGCGCCGGGCAGUGGCGCCCCCUCCCAGCAGCAGCAGCAGCAGCACCAGGCGUCCCAGCAGACAUCGGGCGGCCGGCACCACCACCACCACCACCAGGGCAGCAGCCGGCGCAAGAGCGUGUUCAAGGAGGCACCGGUCGGCGUGUCCCGCGACCUGUCGCCCAACUCCUCCAAGAAGCUCGGCAAGAAGCACCUGAAGGUGCAGGUGAAGCGCUUCCGGAUGGAGACGAAGGCGGCCAAAACGCUCGGCAUCAUCGUCGGCGGCUUCAUCUUCUGCUGGCUGCCGUUCUUCACCAUGUACCUGACGCGCGCGUUCUGCGCCGAGUGCAUCAACAGCCUGCUGUUUUCGGUGCUGUUCUGGCUCGGCUACUGCAACUCCGCCGUCAACCCGUUCAUCUACGCGCUGUUCUCGAAGGACUUCCGGCAGGCGUUCAAGCGCAUCAUCCUGCGGUGCCUCUGCUCGAAGCGGCUCAAGCUGAACCUGCUGCUGAAGAAGAACUCGGCGCACAACAACACGACGAACCACUCGUACAGCCCGUCGGCGUUCACGCCGAUCGCUUCGACGCCCCGGACGGAGAUUGCGGAGAGUGGCGUCGUCGGUGGUGUGUUCAGAUGACGCGCAAGCCACCCGGUGGGAAGUGGGGUUGGUCCAGCUAUCGGUACAGAUGGUCAGCAGCAGCAGCAGCAGCAGCAAUUGCUACAGGUCCAGACGUCGGCAGGAAACAGUGGAAGUGUUUCACCGACGCUGGCAGGAUUAGCCGGUACCACGAGCAUCGGUAGACUUUCCGGCAGUUCGGAUGAUAUGCGGCUACGGCCCCCGAUCCGGGGUGACCAGACAACCGAAAGCAGCAUUGACGAGGACGACGAUGACGAUGGCACAGAGCGGAAGGAUGAUGAGAAGAGCAGGCCGAGUGCCAUCUUCGAGCGCUGCCAGGUGACCGUACCGAGCCGCGGCGAAAGCUCCGAGCGAACCGUCAUACUGCUGCAUGACAUCUCACCGACAGUCCCGAUCGGUACCGCCGACGAACGCGCCCGUGACAAUCAGCGUCAGAGCGACUCCUCCAUUACGUUCCUGUGAAGCUCGAACGGUAUCGAAACGGCCACUGGGCGACGAACCUUUCACCUUCCAACCUUUCAUCAUCACAGAGGAGCAGAGCCCACACAGAACAGAGUGUCUCCCGGCAGCAGUAGCAGUAGUAGUAGUAGUAGUAGUAACACGUUAGUGAGUGAAAUGUCAAUCAGCAUAUAGCAAAAGCCAACUACAGCAACACAGGGUAUUAGCACGGUAAACAGCAACAAUGGAUCCCGUGCCCUCCAUUGCCGACAGUCUGGCCGUGGAUCGUGUUGGACAGUAGAAACAGUAACAGCCGCGUUUGUGAGUGCGAGUGUGUGUGUGUGUGUGCGUGUGUGAGUGCGUGUGUGUAUGUGAGUGUGUUUAUUUAGUAGCCGACUGGACGGUAAAACAGUAUUUUCUUGCCGCGAGUGCGUGCAAGGGGUGUUGCUCGCCCCCGCGACGGUAGGUCCUGCACGGACGCCCAACAGCGCCCAGAAGACAACGCCGCACAGCACGGGCGUACACCAAUUCCGGCCCCGGCAAAACGCCCGGUUGCGGAAGCAUAUUCUAGCAAUCCUGACAAAGAAGUAAUAAUAAUCGUAGCGCGCAAAUGGCUAAUGGAUACUAGCAAAUAACAUUAGCAACUAAUUUCAGCGUAAAAUCCCCGUAGCAAGUAAGCAAAGUAAUAUUAAUAAUAAACAAAACCACCCGCCCUCCCCCAAUCAACCCCGAUUGCCAUUUUACGCGAUAAAUAAAUCAACGCACAGGAUGCCGCACUGGCAAAGCGGCCAACUGCUUAUCUAUGCUGCUCUGUUUGGUUUGUUUUUGUUUUCUUUUUUUAAGUGUAUGUUUUUUUGUUUCAUUUGUUUGCAGUACAGUUUUGUUGGCGUUUUUUUUUUGUUCAUUUUUUAGUCGCUAAUACUAACUAAUUUUUGCUGCAGAACUUUGCGGGACAGCUUUCCCCAUUUUAUGCGUAGUGAAGAUAUACAUUUAAGCAAGAGAAGAACGUUCAUGGGAAAGCGGGAGUAAAUUGUUGAGCAAACACAUGCUUCACAACUUCGUAUGCCUUCGUAUGCCUAUGUGGUGAAGAAGUAUGGCAACAUUGAGGAAAUUUUGGUGUAAAAUGUUUAUACAAAACAAACAAUUUCGAGGUACUCGUUCCUCGUAUUAUUGCUCAAGUUGAAAUGUAGUCGUGCAUAAAAGCAUAUUGUUACGAAUGUUGUUGAAUUCCACGUUGAGGAACUAGCGUAAUCUGUUUCAAUAGACAAACUUGUAUCUUAAUCAGGGAAACCUCCGCCUGAAUAUCGAACCUCAGGGAAGAAUCGCAAAUUUCUAAAGAGAAACGCAUCAACUAUUAUUUGAUGUACUGAAGUUUAGAUCUAUUAGAAAUGGGAUACUUACGUUUGUAGCUUUUACUCUAUUCUUCCUAGUGAAAUUGAAACAUAGGGAGAGUCAUAAUAUAAAGCACGGGAACGAGGGAAAUAUUAAAGCACGAAAUUAAAUUUUGAUUUAAUACUUCGUCUGUCGAAUGUACGUAGUGAUUGCUCGGUUUAUCUUCAAUUUCGCAAUAGGCUGUCCCGUUGCGUGUCGUUCAUAUUGUAAAUCGGCUUACAGAUCAUGCUGGAGUUCUUCGAAAGCAAUUAAGCGACUUCGAACCAACGAUGAUUGGUUUUUGGUGGAAUUUCUGCAAUAUUCUUUGCAGGAUGAAUAUCUUGAUUUUUUUAAACACUCCAAUCGAAAUGUGAUCUAAAAAAGGCUAUCUAAAAUGCUAUAGAAACCCUUUCUCCAGUAAUGCAUGGUCGACAUCUUGAAUAUCUAAUAUCAUACAAAUUCUUAAAUUGUAGUAUCUCCUACGCAAAAUUCCUAUCUCGGCUAAAAAACUUGUGCGGAAACGUGGAGAAUUCUGCUACACAAGUAUCUUUCUUGUUAAUGAGACAUCUUCGAACAAUUAAUUCUCACCCUAUAGAUAUUAUUCCCAAGCAGCUAUGUUUAUCCCGAUGGCAUUAUCUUCACGGCCUGGAUCUUCAAAGAUCUCAAGCACAUCACAAAAUCUGAAUGCCCUGUUCCUCGACUCGCUCUCGAUUCAGAACUCAGAACUGGAUCCAUUAUCGUCUGGACAUAGUUUUCGACAUAUCUUAAUGAUCUAGUUUUCAAACAAACAUGGUCGUCUCGUUGCAUUUAACGACUGUCAAAUUUGACAGCAAAAAGCAGUUCCAUUUCGUAAGCCUGCAUGAGCAAAACUGCGCAUCGAUUGUUCCAGCUGAUGUGAGCGAUUCCUCAAACGGCGUUUACUAAUGAUUGACACAAAAUGGCAUAACUUGUGUUGUAGCUGUUGUUGCUUUUGUUCUGACAAAUUGGAAGAAACACGGUGCAGUGAACCUGCUGAACCGGUGCUGAGCCUCCUUUCUGCGUAGGCUAACGAGUCCACCGGGCACGUACAAUCGCCGCUCGCAUCAGCCGAUGUGAUAAGCGCUCCCAUUGUGAUGCCCCGCCAUGCCCCCCUUCCCCCCCUUCCCAUCGCUGCUCCGCAAAAUGGCGCCGUACUGUUGCGCAAAUCAAACAAAUCAAAACCGCAAACUCUUCAUUAGUGAUGCCGUCGCGGCUAAGCAGAACAGGGGCCUUGCCCCAUCCCUCCGUGCUGUCUGCAGUUACGUAUGUUUGUGUGUGUUUUUCUUUUCGUUUCGUUAUGGCUUCCGGCAGCCGAUCGUGACGCCACCACACGUUACGACUGGCGGCCAUUGCUGACAGACACGCCGUUACGCAAACACGUCGCCAUUUCCAUCGCAAAGCGACGCGCGCGUUUGUGCGGGCUGGAAGGAACGUACCAAGCUGUCCGUUACCCUCCUGCCCUGUCGUUCCUGUGUUGCCUUUAGCUUUUCUGCAUUUUGGUUUCGGAGAAGCUUACGCUGGUCGUAUAUGCGUCUCUUCGCCAUACCUCCGGCUUGGUGCGCUAUUUAGUAAAAACAGAUCGUUAGAACUGGUGGCAAAGGAAGAGGAUACAAAACAAACUAACGAGAGAGAGAGAGAGAGCGUGUGUGGAUGGGAAGGGUGAGGUGAAAAUAUAACAACAAGCGGCCAGGGAAUGGGUAGAAGCGGACAAACAAACUAGCACAAAACAAAUCACCCCGUUUGCCGCAGAAAUAAUCGUUUGCAACCGAAAGCAGCAGCACACGCGGCCAGCGCACAUAAUCCAUGUCGGUCGUGAGGAGCAAUGUUUCAGGGAAAGAGCGCGGGGUCGCAAAGCGGGAACACCACUAUAUUUGUAAACACUGGCGCCCUCUAGCACGAACCGAACGACCACGCGUGCAAGAGCGACGAACGCAGUCGGCGUUGGAAACAAAAUGGUUGGCAGUUGUUUACAUCAAGCGAAGCGACGCGGAACAGUGCGUUGGCAAACAGUGCGAGGCGAGUGACGGUUCGGUGAAUAAAACGAUAAAAAAUGGCCACCACACCCCCCCCCCCCCCCCUUCCCACCCUUCCAGUACAGCCAUAAGCGACCUAAUCGUUCGCAGACAAUCAGAAAGCGGGCUACCGACGGAACCGCACAUCCACAUCCUUGCCUCGCAACACUCUUCCCAAGCACAAUCUCCCUUGCCAAGAAGAUGGAUGGAGUAGCGAGGUGUGGUGUGGGAUCGGACCUGGAAAGGAACAAACACAUUCUGCUGGACGUGAUUGUUGCUUCAGUUUCGCCCUGCGUGCUCGCUCCCGGCGGCCUGCCAGGUUUGCCCACGUGCUAAUUGACAUUCCUGUCGUUCGGCUCGUUGUGCUUUGGUGUUUCGGCGGUGUGGACCGUAGGCAACCGUGCUGUCACCCUUUUGUCAAUCACGGCAAGCAUUUGCCGGCCCUCCCCGCAUUCGCACAAAUGCCGGGCACGUAACGAAUUUGGAGCUGCAUUUAAAUGGAUUUUUGGGUGGCGAAAUUUGGGGAAAUGGAAAAUUAAUGUCCCGGGGGAGGGGCCGCGGGAAGAUGCUGAGCUGUCCCGAAACAAAUCUCACCUGUCCGAGCCUGGUGGGUAUAUUGUUGGCUGACCCGAGCCUACACUCCAGCCCGCAACGGGAUGAGUCAGCGGUUGAUGAGUUUUGUUUUCCCGCUGGAGUGAGAAAUUGGAAGUUCUCCGGAAACAGAACUUCCCCGGCGGUAAAUAAGCCGCGUUAUCCGAGAGCUUACGCUCUUUCCCCAUUGCAUUGCAUUGUUGUAGUCAUUCUCCACCCACCGCAAAACAGCCCACCGCCCGCAGUCGUUUCGAUAUUUUUACGGGCUCUCGGGGUUGUGGGAUUAUUGAAUUUUACGAGUCUGACAUGAGCCUGUGGUAUCCGAAGCGAGCGUGCUUCCACUGUUUGGAGCUGGCACGAGGUCGGGGAAAGCAUUUCCAUAACAGCCCGACAGGCGUGGGGAGGGGAAGGGGAGGAGACAAAGGAGGAGGAACCAGUCGGUGGGUUUUCGGUGCAAGAUUUAAUGUACAAAAGUUGGGCCGUUUUGGGUUCUUACGGAGCAAACCGCGCGUCAAUACUCGACCGGAGCAACUGUUCGGGUGUAAGUGCCCCAGUUUUUGUGCUCGUUCCACGCAGAACUCCAGCACGCGGAGUGGCCAGGUGGAAACGAUUACGACCUGCACUAAGAACCUUCAUAAGGUACGUUAAAGUCCCCUCCUAUCUGGCCCACCAAAUGCGCUUCCCGUGUGCAAAUGGACGAGAAAAUUUAGCGUUUCUUCAAGCCCAAAGAGACAAAUGAAAUCAUAAAGAUUGGACGGAUGUGCACAGCCAACGUCGUCGAAACGGUCAAACGAGAGCACUUCCGCACCAGCUACGAGGUUAAGGCUCGCGGCCGCUUUCUACCUCACGUAAAACGGGAAGGUAGGGAAAGACGGACACUCUGGGAAAGAUGGACACGUUUCAUAAUUGAAGGAUAAAAUAGUUGUUUCACAUUUUAAUAAUACAGCUUCGAGUCUGAAGGAGAGCACGCCGGACAACCUUUUUUUUUGGAAUCGGUCUACUAAGAGCAACUGAUCCGACACCUUGCAGAAAUAUAGACAGGAGCUUCGGCGGGAUUUCAAAGACUUGUUGGUCUGAUUUGCUGGGGUCACCUACUUCAAGCAUUCUCCCAAAGUGCCGCAACAACAGAUACUUGCGCCCAGAGGUUUCAAUAAUGCCUCUGCUCAGCAAUCUUGAGAGUUAUUGAGCGUGGUGAAUCACAAUUCACCCACUAAUUUCUUCAAUAUGUAACGAUUUCUAUCAGUGACCAUCCUUCCCAUGUCAGGUGCCUGUCUUUCCCGAACAUCACACGGAACAUUGUACGAAAAAAAAACUUUGCAAAAUCAUCAAUACUUAAUAAUAAACUUCCAUGAUGCAACAGAUUUCCGAAUGCAAGGUGGCUGGGGAAAAUGGCCUGCGCACAUUGCACGAACGCCGUAUUCAUAUUAAUUUAGAACUAUUUAAAAUUAUCUGUACGUGUCCGUUUGUCCUUACCGUCCCGUAAACGAAAGACAGCGUUCCAUCGAUUUCACGUUUUGUUUUUAUCUCUUUAUCCCGCAUUUUCCCUCCUAGCUACAGCUACAGCGCGAGCUAGCAUAUAUUGCUUAAAACCCGCAACAGCGCACGUGCUCCGCGGGCGUGCAUACAUUUCAGGCGCGUACAGCUGACAGACACUGCAGCGCACACUCGCGGCUAGCACGCGGCACCUGGUACUAGACCAAAGUAUGCUCCCUGAUCCUUUCUCCAUUUUCCCUUUCUCCCUUUCACCUUCCAGUUUGUGUUGCACAAAAACUCUCCCUUAUCCGGGCUUUGAAGCAACCGCCCGGCUUGCAUAGGAACGAACACUUGCCGGGGGGUUUUUAUUUUUUUUUUUUAUUUUUAUGUUUAUGCUGCUGUGUAACGAACGGAGUGUCCACGCAACAGCUGCAAGAGAACAUUAUCAUCAUUUUGCCGUUCCCCCGGGUAAUCUUCUGCUGAGCUGCGCGUAGUAGCUGGUGCAGCAGACGAUGCGAAAGCUUCUUCCUUCUUUUGCGCCCACAGUGUAGGCAAUCUUGUGUUCGGGGUCGGCAGGUGACGAUUGCAAACUGUUGCAGCUGAUUCCCAACCAACAAAACUAGCCAAAAUAAUAAUAAAAAAAAGACAACAACAACAACAACAAUAAACAAAACAGCUUCUCCAUACAUACUCA
Molecule: messenger RNA, 10111 nt
Organism: Anopheles gambiae (African malaria mosquito)
Lineage: Eukaryota; Metazoa; Arthropoda; Insecta; Diptera; Culicidae
Gene: Oamb
Product: octopamine receptor Oamb
Exons: 6
Coding region: 1745-3514 (589 amino acids)
Biological process (GO): adenylate cyclase-activating adrenergic receptor signaling pathway
Cellular component (GO): membrane
Molecular function (GO): G protein-coupled amine receptor activity
Source: RefSeq, a predicted model, not a curated record